Molecule: messenger RNA, 996 nt
Organism: Neospora caninum
Lineage: Eukaryota; Apicomplexa; Conoidasida; Eucoccidiorida; Sarcocystidae
Exons: 1
Coding region: 1-996 (331 amino acids)
Source: RefSeq, a predicted model, not a curated record
AUGGUGGGCUUUAUUCUCGUCGGCUGUUUUCUGCAAAUUUUGUGUGGAGCGGAGGCAGCUCCUCUCAAUGAGACGCUAACGUUGACUAUCUCUUCCAGGUCUCCCAGACCUGAUGCAGAGGCCUACAUACAAGAAAAGAGCGACGGGGCAAGGGCACCACCCCAAAACGGUCAGGCUUCUCGAGGGAACGAAUCGUAUGAGCCAGAUGUGGUGACUCGUCGUGAGGAGGACUCGGGAGACGGGGUGAAGCGCUCGCAGUCAGCCGUCUCUGAAAACAUCAGUAGACACCGAGCGGAAGUGAUACUGCAAGAGUAUCUGGAUAUGCUGGCUGAAGAAAGUGACGCUCGUCUUGCAUCCGGGAUCCCUAAACCGGAAGAAGGUGGAAACGCAGGAAGAGUAGCGAGCACCACGAGUCAGCUGGUCCCGUUUCACAAGGGCAGGCGCAAGAAAAGCUCCACGUGGUUCAGUGAUAAUGAUGACAUGCAAGUGAGGAACAAGUCAUCAGGUUUUUUCGCGUGGCUCAGUCGCCACCAGAGGAAGGCUACGGUGAUUGUGGGAGCGGCUACAGCUGCGCUCGUGUGUGGACUAGGUUGGUACGGUUGGACAAAGUGGGGGAGAGAUGAAGAUGAAGAUUUCGUCUUAGACUUUGGGCAUGAAAUGUGGCGGCCAGUAGGAGAGCGGCGACCGUAUUCGACAGAUGUCAGUACAGACCCAAGUAUCCUCUCUGGAUCAGGUGACUCCCUUAAGCGCGACCCUCCGCCUUCGACACCACGUGGCAGCCCGCCGGUCGCACCGAGUGGAGGUCCGCCCCUGAGGCGUGCUCUACGGAAGGCCGAUUUAGAAAGUGAUGUUGAACACGAAGACCUGAGAAAGGCUUUCGAUAUUUCACCGAGAUAUCAUCCCCCUCCGUCGUACUAUGCUUCGACCCCAUCUGAGGCCCCUGCUACGCCUCCGCAAGCGUCGACUGCCUCUCCCGCGAGAGCCCAUCCCGACUGA